This is a messenger RNA of Paramisgurnus dabryanus, 3221 nucleotides long. It is a transcript of the gene cars1, whose product is annotated as cysteinyl-tRNA synthetase 1. Gene Ontology annotation, molecular function: ATP binding; cysteine-tRNA ligase activity. Gene Ontology annotation, cellular component: cytoplasm. Gene Ontology annotation, biological process: cysteinyl-tRNA aminoacylation. NCBI's taxonomy places the organism in Eukaryota, Metazoa, Chordata, Actinopteri, Cypriniformes, Cobitidae. The record is from RefSeq and is a predicted model, not a curated record.
GUAAAUGAUCUAUAGAUCAGUAAACAUCACUGGCGCAUUGAUUUUCUGCGUGUCCUGUCUUUCAUUGUGAUUUCCUAUCAGCUCUUCCGGACUCGUUAUUGUUGCAUCAGAUAGUGAAAAAUGGCAAACACAGGAGAUCAAGCCUUUGAUUAUGGCUUCAUACUGCGCAUAAGUGAGGAUACUCGCAGAGUUGAUGCUUUGAAUGAGUACUUGAGCAGUCGCAGUUACCUGGCCGGCUACAGGCCAUCGCAGGCAGACACAGAAGCCUUUUCGCUUCUCUGUGGGCCCCCGCCUGAGCGGCAUACCCACGCCCUACGCUGGUACAAACACAUAGCCGCUCUGAAGCCCCAAAUGAAUGACCAGACCCCAGAAUUCAGCACUAGGGGAAAACGUGUGCAGCCACCUUGGUCUCCCCCUGAAGGAACAGGAGUUUCAAAGUUGCGUCUCUAUAACAGUCUCACACGAACCAAGGAGGUGUUUGUACCACAGAAAGGAAACCGUGUCCUGUGGUACUGCUGCGGCCCCACAGUGUAUGAUGCAUCUCACAUGGGCCAUGCCAGAUCCUACAUAUCUUUUGAUAUACUCCGGAGAAUACUGAAGAAUUAUUUUAAAUAUGACGUCUUUUACUGUAUGAACAUCACAGAUAUUGAUGACAAGAUCAUCAAACGAGCGAGACAGAACCAUCUAUUGGAGCAAUACACACAAAAGAAGCCCAGUGCCUCUCAGAUACUGCAGGAUGUGUUAACAGCCAGAACACCCUUUAAAGUCAAGCUUGCUGAGACUACAGACCCAGAUAAAAAGCAGAUGCUGGAGAGGCUGGAUGCUGCAGUGGAUGCUGCCCUGAGUCCCCUGCAGGUGGCAGUGCAGAGCAAGGGUGCAGACGAAUCCAUCCAGAACAAGGCAGAGGUCUUAUUGGAGGAGGCCAAAGAUCUUUUGUCUGAAUGGUUGGACUCUCAGUUUGGGAGCCAAGUGACAGAAAAUUCUAUCUUCUCUCUUUUGCCGAAGUAUUGGGAGGGAGAGUUUCAUAAAGACAUGGAAGAUCUGAAUGUCCUCCCCGCCGAUGUUCUAACGCGGGUCAGCGAGUAUGUGCCAGAGAUUGUUGCAUUUGUCAAAAAGAUUGUGGACAACGGCUACGGAUAUGAGUCAAAUGGUUCAGUAUAUUUUGACAGUGCAAAGUUUGAUGCCUGUCCUGCUCACUCUUAUGCCAAAUUGGUACCAGAAGCUGUUGGAGAUCAAAAAGCUCUUCAAGAGGGAGAAGGAGACUUGAGUAUCUCAGCAGACAGACUCAGUGAAAAGAGAUCGCAGAAUGACUUUGCGCUGUGGAAAGCCUCCAAGCCCGGAGAGCCAUCCUGGGACUCUCCAUGGGGAAAAGGGAGACCCGGAUGGCAUAUUGAGUGUUCAGCCAUGGCUGGAUCUAUAUUGGGAGAGUCUAUGGAUAUCCACGGAGGAGGAUUUGACCUGCGUUUCCCUCAUCAUGACAAUGAGUUGGCACAGUCUGAGGCUUACUUUGAGAAUGAUCACUGGGUGCGGUAUUUCUUGCACACAGGUCACCUGACUAUCGCUGGAUGCAAGAUGUCCAAAUCUCUGAAGAACUUCAUCACUAUCAGAGAUGCCCUGGCUAAGCACACAGCAAGACAGCUUCGUUUGGCAUUCCUAAUGCAUUCAUGGAAAGAUACAUUGGAUUACUCCAACAACACUAUGGAGUCGGCCAUCCAGUAUGAGAGGUUUAUAAAUGAAUUCUUCCUGAAUGUGAAAGAUAUUCUCAGGAGCCCUACUGACAUCACCGGCCAGUUUGAGAAAUGGGAAACUGAGGAGAUCGAACUAAACAAGAGUUUCUAUGAAAAAAAAGCAUCAGUACAUGAGGCGCUGUGUGACAACAUCGACACCCGUUCAGCUCUGGAGGAGAUGAGGGCUCUGGUUGGUCAGAGUAACACAUAUAUGGCAGCCAAAAGGAGCUCAAAAUUGCCGCCCAACCGUAUGCUGCUAGAGAGCAUUGCCCUAUACUUGACCGAAAUGCUUAAGACAUUUGGAGCGAUCGAGGGAAAUGAGCCUAUUGGCUUCCCUGUUGGAGGAACGGGCCAGAAUGCUGAUCUGGAGAGCACAGUCAUGCCCUAUUUGUCAGUGCUUUCAGAGUUCAGGGAAGAUGUCAGAAAAAUUGCAAGAGAGAAGAAAGUGACAGAAUUGCUGCAGCUUUGUGAUGUAUUACGUGAUGACGUUUUACCUGAGCUGGGUGUCCGACUGGAGGAUCGGGAGGGAUUUCCCACAGGGGUGAAGCUGGUGGACAAAGAUACUCUUAUGAAGGAGAAAGAGGAAAAGAAAAAGAUGGAAGAAGAAAAGAAAAAGAAAAAAGAGGAGGCUGCCAGGAAAAAACAAGAACAAGAGAUGGCAAAGCUGGCAAAAAUGAAGGUUAAACCGAGUGAAAUGUUCCGUUCAGAAACUGACAAGUACUCCAGUUUUGAUGAAACGGGCUUCCCAACACAUGAUGCUGAGGGAAAGGAGCUCAGUAAAGGACUGACCAAAAAGCUUCGCAAGCUUUAUGAGGCUCAAGAGAAGCUGUACAAUGAAUACCUCCAGUCAACCCAGAACGGGAGCUGAAAACUUGACACAUUAAGUCACACAUUGAUGUUACCCGUGAUCUGCCAGUUAUGUCUGUUGUGAACCUGUCUUCUUGUGUUUGUUUAAAAAGCAGCAAGACUUAAGGACCUCAUAUACAAAUUUGCCACUAAACCUUUGCAAAGUUCCUUCUGAUCAUCAUUAGAAGGGUGUCAUUGAAUGCUUUGCGAUUGUGGCAUUAUAGAUAUUUUAUGACUAUAAUAAUAAGGGUACAGACUUCAGAUUGUGUGCUUUUUACACACAGAGAACAAAGAUGUGAGGAUAUCAAAACUUUUCUAAAUUUGUUUUUUAAAUUUGGGCACAAACUAUUUGGCUUGUUGAUGUAGAAAUGAUAUUUAAUGUUUUUGAAAUUGAUUUAAAAUUGCUUUCUACAACAAAUCUAUGUACAAGUGAGCAUCACUGAUGUUUAGGAAUAAGUCAAUGAUAAUACUGAUUCCAUUCGAAUCAAAAUCUCAGACUAUACAGGAAUGAAGGGACUUGCAAUGAAGGGGUUUGCAGUUUUACCACAAAAGGAAAAGAGGCACACAUAGGAGAAACAGUCUUUGUUAUUAUUAACAUACUCUUUAUAAGAACCUUGAUAUCAAAAUAAAAAAGGAUUUUGAUUAAUG